GCAGUAAUAAAAAUCUGAAUUCAGCUAAGAGUAUUUAUUAUCAUUGUAGAGCGUUCCCUCACAGUACGAUGUCCGUACACGAAGAGACUCCCGCUCCUCGCAAGCAGCCGAACAAGGCUGCGUGGCUCAACUCGCCCGACGCACCGCAGAAGCCGAACGUGGCCGAGCACAAGGCAAAAGUGUCAGAGCUCGUGGCGCAGCGCCGCGCGCUGAUCGCCGAGGUGAAGGAGCUGCAGAGCUCCAUGCAGAAGGACCCCGCCACCGUGGCACGCGAUGAGGAGCGCAAUGCGUGCCGCCAGCGACUGAGCGAUAUAGACGCGAAGCGCCACGUGUUGCGAGAGCGCCGCGCCGCGCAGGACGCCGAGAUUGCGAAGCUGCGCAAGAAGCGUGGCGAGAUCGCGGAGAGCCUGCGCAACGUCCAGGCCGAGGUGGGCGGCUUCAAGAACGUUAAGGAGAUCGACGACGCGAAGGAGUACGUGAUGCGCAAGAUGGAGAGCAGCAGCGGCGGUCUCCAGGGAGAGAAGAGAAAUCAGGUGCUCCUCAACAAACUGGAGCAAGCCAAGGGGCAACUCUCGCAGCUGCAGCCGCUGACGGAGGCGAUGAAGGAGGUGGCGGACCAGGAAACGGUUCUCCAGCAGGAGUAUCUUGCCAUUAGCGAGCAGAUCGGUAUCCACAACAAGGAGUACGACGAGGAAAUGCAGAAGAAGCGAGCUCUGGACAAGGAGGCGCAGCACAGCAACGCCGGCCGCUCGGACAUUUAUAAGCAGCGCAUGGAAAUUAACUCCAAGAUCAACGACAUUUCACAGACCAUCGAUAGCAUGAGCGUGAAGUUCCAAAAGGCGAUGUCGGAGUACGACACAUGGUACAGGGAGGCUCGCGACAAAUACUUCGCCAAGCAGGCGGAGCAGCGCGAGCAGCGCCGCAGGGAGUACGAGGAGCGCAUCAACGCACACAAGAUCGCCAAGAAGCAGGCACGCGCGGUGAAGCGGCAGAACCCGUACGUGAUGGAGAUUAGCGCGUGUGGGACGCUGAUCCAUUACCUGAAGCAGAAGAAGGUGAUGUUGCUGCAGGACGAAGAGGAGCGUAAGAAGCGCGAGGCGGCGGCGCAUUUCGACCCCUCGCAGGUGGCUCCCGCCGGCUUCGUUGUGCUGAACGAAGGUAAGUGGUCCGACAACAAGCCGCUGAGCAAGACCGCCAAGAAGCAGCAGAGGCAGCAGCAGAAGCAGCAGGAAAAGGCGUCUGCCGUCAAGGUAAACGCCAAUGAUGCUCCACAGCCGGCCGCCGAGGCCAAGGAUCGCCUGCUGCAGCACCCGGAGGACAAGAUCCGUUUUUUCCAGAUGAUCGAGGUGGAGCCGGCGCUGUCGCUCGCCACCAUCGACGAGAAGGUUCACCAGAUCGAGGAGAAGAAGAAGCAGUAUGAGCAGCACAUUCAGACGGGCGAGUUGGUGCUCUCUAGCGGCGACGACGAGGAGGCGGAGGAAGCAGAAGAGGCGCAGGCGGAAGCGGGGCAGCCGGGGGAGGGAGAGCCGGCUGCGACGUCUGCCAUCGCGGCGUCCAACAACGAAGACACCGUUGCCGCUGCUGCAGCUCCAGCAAAUGCCGAAAAAACCGCCUAA
Molecule: messenger RNA, 1616 nt
Organism: Leptomonas pyrrhocoris
Lineage: Eukaryota; Euglenozoa; Kinetoplastea; Trypanosomatida; Trypanosomatidae
Exons: 1
Coding region: 69-1616 (515 amino acids)
Biological process (GO): intracellular mRNA localization
Cellular component (GO): nuclear outer membrane-endoplasmic reticulum membrane network; ribonucleoprotein complex; endoplasmic reticulum
Molecular function (GO): mRNA binding
Source: RefSeq, a predicted model, not a curated record